AUGGAAUCCAACGGUAAUCUUCAUCAUCCAUGCUGCCUAGAGGAAGGUAAAGUUAGUGAUGUUACCUCAGGUGGAGUCACAGAGGUGAAGCUUAGAGAAGUUAGUGAUGAUACCUUCUCAGGUGGAGAGGUGAAGCUAAGAGACAGGAGGAGGAGAGAGUCAGCUCCAGCACUGGGGACAGACUCAAGUGUGUUGGCUGGCCAGGUGCAGGUGAGGGGAAGUAGGAGGACCUCCCGGGGCUCCCAGAGGGCUCUGCUGACCAGCGCUCUGUCAGAGGACGGUGGGUGGGAGGGACUGGAUGGAGACUGGAACACCCCCAAGAGCAGCCGCAGGAACUUCAUAGAGCUGAUGAUGAGCAGCUCCCCACAGGUACGUCGGUCUCUGAUCAACCGCAGCUCUCGUCUCAGAGACUCUGUCAGGAGCGACGGUGACUCCACCUCUCUGCUGUCGUCUGCAGACGGGGACUGUGUCUCAGUGGCCCUGGACCCCCUGGAGCAUGAGUGGAUGCUGUGUGCCUCGGACGGCCAGUGGGACAGUCUGUAUCCGCUGCUCAACCUGGACCCCAGCCUGCUGACCAAGAGGGACUUUGUGACGGGCUUCUCCUGCCUCCACUGGGCUGCCAAGCAGGGCAACGAGGAGCUGUUGACACAGCUACUGGAGCAUGCCAAGCAGAACAAUGUCCCUGUGGAUGUUAAUGUGGUGCAUGUGCUGGUAGACCAGUGGUCUGUAGACCCAGAGGCCAGAGACUACAGUGGGAGGAGAGCUGGCCAGUACCUUCCCCCUGGAGCCUCCUCUACUGCAGCCCUGGAGCCAGGGGGUGGGACCAGCCCUGUAGGAGGAGGAGAAUCAGACACGGAGAACGCAGACAGCGGGGCACAAGGGGGGCGGUGGAGAUUACCCAGAGUUCUCCAGUCCAACCUGAACCCACUGAGGCUGCUGAACGGAUCAGGGGAGGGGGGGGAGGUGGGGGGAGGGGGGGCAGGAAGGAGCAAGGCUGUUCAGAGGAAGUCGUCUCUGAGUCGGAUCAACGCACGGCUCCACCGAGGACGCCAUAAGACCCAGAUCAUCCACAGCACCUCCUUCAGAGGGACGGGGGAGGGAGUGGAGGAGGGAGAAAGGGGGGAGACAAGCCCAACCAGCCCCCUCAAAGGCAGACCAAUUUCCAAUCUGUUUGGAUAA
This is a messenger RNA of Salvelinus namaycush (lake trout), 1179 nucleotides long. Its product is annotated as ankyrin repeat domain-containing protein SOWAHC-like. Lineage: Eukaryota; Metazoa; Chordata; Actinopteri; Salmoniformes; Salmonidae. Gene Ontology annotation, molecular function: protein binding. The transcript has 3 exons. Bases 1 to 1179 code for a protein of 392 amino acids. The record is from RefSeq and is a predicted model, not a curated record.